Sphaeroforma arctica JP610 is the source of this 512-nucleotide messenger RNA. RefSeq lists its product as hypothetical. Lineage: Eukaryota; Ichthyosporea; Ichthyophonida. The annotation marks the transcript as partial. The transcript is spliced from 2 exons. The record is from RefSeq and is a predicted model, not a curated record.
ACACACACAGCUGGAGCAAGGCGAUGUAGGGUUCCUGCGCUACUUUUGGCAGAUCACAGAAUCGGAGGUGGCCACGCAGCUCUCCAAUGUGUUCUCCCCCAAACCGUUUGUCAAUACACUGCUGCAAGUCCCGUCAAAGGCCAUAUCCGUCCCGUUUGUUGGCGACGAUCCGGACCUAAAUCUCAGACGGGACUCAAGCCAGGGCAUAAGGACCGAAACAGGACAACUGGGGUCAGAAGAGAAUAUGGAGGCGAUGGGUGGGCACAAGCCACCUAAGCCGAUGGCAAAUAGACAGCACUCGUCAAGUGGGACGAAAAAUGUACUGAUUGCGCCUGUGAAGACAUCGUUCGAAUACGUCAAGGUGCGAGUGCUAUGCUACCACUACCACGAAGGUCAGCAGUUUCAGACUUUGGCCGAUGAGUUCCAUGAGCUGAACUCUCAGACCUGUGCCCUGCCCGCAGGACUGACCACCAAGCCAGCUGCGGAGGGGCUACUGUUUCACAUCCACGGAG